GUUCAUGUCUGUCUGACAGGUUUCGUAUGACCUUGACCCCAUUUUCAUGGUUCAUUAGUCAAUGUUAAUUUUUCAUGGUUUUGUCAGUUUAUCAGAUACUAUUAGCAAUAGGUAAAUCAAAUUUGGUGUAUGGAAUGACUGUAAGGUGUACAUGACUGUCUGGCAGAGUUCAUAUGACCUUGACCUCAUUUUCAUGGUUCAUUGGUCAAUGUUAAGUUUUUGUGGUUUGGUUUGUUUCUCGGGUACUUUAAGCAAUAGGACCACUAUAUUUGAUGUGUGGAAUGAUUGUAAGGUGGACAUGUCUGUCUGGCAUGUUCAUCUGACCUUGACUUCAUUUUCAUGGACCACUGUCAUUCAUUGAUAAUGUUAAGUUUAUGUGAUACAUGUAAUAAAACCUUCAUAUUACAGACUUUUAACAUAAAUUCAAUUAUAAGUAAAGCAGGCGAGACAUCUUAGCGGGGUGCUCUCUUGUUUUCAUGUGCUAUUCAAUUCAAAGUUUUGUCAUAUCAUUCCGCAUGAUAUUUAUGGGUGAUUUUUUUACACUCAGUCUGAACGUGAAAAGUGCAAUAGUUGUAACAGAUCUAUACGUAAUAUACUUAUCUACUGCAUGUGAAAAAAACCAUCUGGAAAUAUUAGUCAUUUUGGAUAAGAUUGAUAUAAGUCUAGCUGAUAGUGAUUUACUUUUAUUCCUGCAUUUAAAAAUUUGCGAUGCUACGUUUUGUUUGUAUACUGGGUCUAUUUUCUGCCAUUUUUGCAGCAGCAGUUCCAAAACCAUGUUGCUCAAAACGUCAAAUGACAGCUGACCUUCAUCAAAUCACUGGAUCUUACACCAAUGGUACUCCUUCUACCGUAGAGACUUUAAUGAAAAUACAGUAUGAUUACGAUACCUUGAUGAUAAAAUUGGAGCUAGCUGAUGGCACAACUAUCAUACAGGAUUUUAAUCAAACAAAACAGUAUACAACAUCUGGAAAAUCAUGUCGUACAGAUGACAUACAAGGAGGCAUACAACUACAACCACCAUGUGUACCAAGCAAUGCUAUAUACAGAGGAAGAAAUACUAUCGGUGACGAUGUCACCUAUGAUGUUGACACGUGGUUUGUUGCGGGCACCGCAUGGGGAAACAUAACAGUUUCUGUGAUGGCCCACGACUGCACACCAGUGAUGCAAGGAACCAGCUCAAAUUCAAACAAUGUUGUGUCACAGACAACAAUAUUUUACCAUAACGUACAAUUUACAACUCUAGCGGCCACUGCAUUCCAGGUGCCACAGCCAUGUCCUCAGAUAUAGACAUUACAAGACGGGCUAUAUUGAUUUAGAUAAAUAAAACAAUGUG
Molecule: messenger RNA, 1333 nt
Organism: Mytilus californianus (California mussel)
Lineage: Eukaryota; Metazoa; Mollusca; Bivalvia; Mytilida; Mytilidae
Exons: 5
Coding region: 709-1287 (192 amino acids)
Biological process (GO): cell-matrix adhesion
Cellular component (GO): extracellular region; lysosome
Molecular function (GO): calcium ion binding
Source: RefSeq, a predicted model, not a curated record